AUGUCUGAAACUGUAGAGGCCCUUGCACCCAGAGAAGAAGAGCAUGACCCCCAGUUUGAGCCGGUAAUCAAGCUCACUGAGCAGGUCGAGACGAAGACUCACGAAGAAGACGAGGAGGUUCUCUUCAAAAUGCGCGCCAAGCUCUUCAGAUUCGCAACUGAGAGCUCAGAGUGGAAGGAGCGCGGUACAGGUGAUGUCCGCCUGCUUUCGCACAGGGAGACGAAGAAGGUCCGGCUCGUGAUGAGACGUGAUAAGACAUUGAAGGUCUGCGCUAACCACGCCAUCAGCUAUGAUAUGCGGCUGCAGCCGAACAUUGGCUCGGACAGAAGCUGGGUCUGGAAGGUUGCUGCUGACUACUCGGAGAGCCCUCCAACGUCGGAAACUCUCGCCAUCCGAUUUGCCAACGCCGAUAAUGCAAGUCAGUUCAAGGAGCAGUUUGAGAAGGCUCAACGGACAAACGCGGGUCUAACUUCUGCUGAGGCUCCUGCUGCUCCUGUCCCUGAGACUCCUGUCGCCCCUUCCGAAGAGAAGCCUGCUGAGGCACCCACCGAGAAGAAGGCAGAGGAAACCAAGGAGGAGACUCCGGCUGCGGUAACGGAGAAGGUCGCCCCCGCUGAAAGCAAGGAAGAAGCAAAGGAGGAGUAA
This is a messenger RNA of Sparassis crispa, 645 nucleotides long. Its product is annotated as Ran-specific GTPase-activating protein. Gene Ontology annotation, cellular component: nuclear pore; cytoplasm. NCBI's taxonomy places the organism in Eukaryota, Fungi, Basidiomycota, Agaricomycetes, Polyporales, Sparassidaceae. The record is from RefSeq and is a predicted model, not a curated record. The transcript is spliced from 5 exons. The coding region runs from base 1 to 645 and encodes 214 amino acids. Gene Ontology annotation, biological process: nucleocytoplasmic transport. Gene Ontology annotation, molecular function: GTPase activator activity.